This is a messenger RNA of Colletotrichum karsti, 2592 nucleotides long. RefSeq names its product sodium/hydrogen exchanger family protein. Gene Ontology annotation, molecular function: antiporter activity. Bases 1 to 2592 code for a protein of 863 amino acids. The transcript is spliced from 5 exons. Gene Ontology annotation, cellular component: membrane. Gene Ontology annotation, biological process: proton transmembrane transport. NCBI's taxonomy places the organism in Eukaryota, Fungi, Ascomycota, Sordariomycetes, Glomerellales, Glomerellaceae. The record is from RefSeq and is a predicted model, not a curated record.
AUGUCGUCCGUAACUUCAUUGUUGUCGGCGACGGCCACCUCGUCUGCCGCGCCGAACUCCACGGGCGGAAACAGAGCCACUCCGCAGGGUGGUGUCAUUGAGGGCGCAAACCCGUCGCAUUACAACCCGAAAGAUCCUAUCACCAUCUUCAUCAUCCAGGCCGGGUUGAUUAUUAUCGUCUGCCACCUUCUCCACUGGCCCUUGUCCAAGAUCCGACAACCUCGAGUCAUCGCCGAAGUCAUUGGCGGUAUUAUCCUCGGUCCCUCUGUCAUGGGCCGCAUCCCCGGCUUCAAGAACGCCAUAUUUCCAACAGAGUCCAUUCCAAACCUUACCCUCGUUGCCAAUCUCGGUUUGGUGCUGUACCUCUUCCUCAUUGGCCUCGAGACAGACGUCAGCUUCCUUGUCAGCAACUGGCGUGUAGCGACGUCGGUCGCGGUCGCGGGACUAGCAUUACCCUUCGCUUUGGGAUGCGCACUCGCCUGGGGCUUGUAUAACCAGUUCUCUGGCGAUGAAGGAGUCACGCACAUCAACUUCAGUGUUUAUAUGCUCUUCAUCGGUGUAGCUAUUGCCAUCACGGCUUUCCCUGUCCUCUGCAGAAUUCUGACGGAACUGAAGCUGCUCGACACUACGGUUGGUGUCAUCGUUCUUUCCGCAGGCGUAGCCAACGAUGUGGUUGGGUGGAUUCUCCUCGCCCUUUGCGUUGCCCUCGCAAACGCAGGAACCGGUCUUGCGGCCUUGUGGAUCUUCCUGGCCUGUACUGGCUAUACACUGGCUCUCUUCUUUGCCGUGAAACCUGCUCUUGCGUGGCUUCUGCGCCGCUCCGGGAGCAUUGAGAACGGACCGUCGCAAAGCAUGAUCGCGCUUAUCCUGCUUGUUGCCCUUGCGUCGGCCUUCUUCACGGGCAUCAUUGGUGUUCAUGCCAUUUUCGGAGGGUUUCUAGUCGGUCUCAUUCUGCCGCGUGAAAAUGGCUUUGCCAUUAGGGUCACUGAAAAGCUGGAAGACUUGAUCGGCGCUCUUUUCUUGCCGCUGUACUUCACCCUGUCUGGACUGAACACCAACCUUGGCCUUCUGAACAGCGGCAUAACCUGGGGUUACGUCUUCGCCGUCACUUUCACUGCUUUCUUCACCAAAAUCAUCGGUGCCACCCUCGCUGCGCGGUUGAACGGCUUGGUCUGGAGAGAAUCGUUUGCCAUCGGGGCCCUGAUGAGUUGCAAGGGUCUCGUAGAGUUGAUCGUUCUGAAUAUUGGCUUGCAAGCCAAAAUCCUGAGCACCAGAACAUUUACCAUCUUCGUCGUCAUGGCCCUCCUGACCACGUUUUCCACGACCCCGCUGACCUCGUUUCUGUACCCUCCAUGGUACCAGAAAAAGCUCGAGGCAUGGAAGCGCGGAGAAAUCGACUGGGACACGGGUGAAGCCAUCGCCGGCGCCGGCACCGGUGACGACACGGACACUGUCAAGCCCGCUAGUGAUCGAGUCCGACGGAUGUUGGUGUAUCUUCGCCUCGAUAACAUGCCAGCGAUGCUCAACCUGGUUUCCCUCUUUGGGAAGCAGACCUCGUCUGGUUCCAAGUCCAGUACCGACGAAAAGGGAAGCCUUUCCGUCGACACACCAGUUUCCGGGUCCUCUUUGAAGGACUCGCAGGCCGUCCGAGCUCAUGGUUUCCGCUUGUUGCACUUGACGGAUCGAGAUUCUUCCGUCAUGACCGUGUCCCAAGUGGCCGAGUUCACUCGCAAUGACCCAGUGGUGAACAUCUUCCGCACCGCUGGACAAUUCCUCAAAGUCGCCGUAUCUGGCGAGGUGUCGAUUAUGCCGGAGACCCGCUUCGCGGAAGCGCUUCUGUCAAAGUCGUCAGACAUUUCAUCGGAUCUUUUGCUCGUUCCUUGGAGCGAGAGCGGCAGCCUGGUUGACUCACAGGUCCUCUCAGCCGACAAUGCCAACUACAAGCUGGGAGCAGCGUACACAGGAUUUGCCAAGUCACUUCUCGCCUCCACGGAUCACAACAUCGGCAUCUUCUUCUCUAAUAUGGUUUCCUCGUCAGCCGAUACCGCGCCGGAGCGCAACAGGCUGAUGCGGGCGUACUCCUUCAGCGACAUCCACCACGACAUCCCAUCGAUUCCUGUCACCAACAAGUCCCAUCACAUCUUCAUGCCGUAUUUCGGCGGUAACGACGACAGGCUCGCACUCAUGCUCGUACUUCAGCUUUGCGAGAAGCAGAAUGCUACAGCGACGGUAGUUCAUUUCAGUUCGGGAGAAGACACGGACGCUUCACGCCACGAUGCCGACUACUUCGGCUUCAUUUCUACCCACCUACCGGCCGUUGUGGGAUCUCGCGUCAAGUUCGAAACGUCUUCUGCCAGCAACCCCGUUGACGCUGCUCUGAGCCAAGCCUCUUCCGCUAUCCGAGCCGAUACCCGGGAUAUUUCAUGGCACAAUCUGAUUCUCUUGGGACGUCGUGUCACUGCCCAGUCCGCGCGAGGCAACAUGUAUGCCAACGUUUCGGGCGACAUCAAGGAGUGCCUGGGCCUAGCCGCUGGUGUCUUUAUUUCGUCUGGCAUCAAGGCCGAUUUGCUGGUGGUUCAAGCCAAGGCAUAG